CCCGGGAUGCCGGGCUCCAUGCUCUUCCUGAUGCUGGCGCUACAGCCGCUACAGCUGAGCCCAGGGAGAUCCCUGCACCACCUCCCAAACCACAGAAGCUUCCACCUGGGCACCAGCCAUCACAGAAACAACUGGAAGAAGCUGAAAUCCUGCGACGGUGCCUUUGACCUGUACUUCAUAGUGGACGCGUCACAGAAGGCGAAUGAUAUUUGGAAGGACAUUUGCAAAUUAGUGGAUGAAAUGGUGGAGAUGUACACAAACCCUAACCUGCGGAUGUCCUUCAUCACCUACUCCACUCUGGGCCACACCCUCAUGAAGCUCACCUCAGACAGAAAUGAAAUUCGUGAUGGUCUUAGCAGACUUCAGAAUAUAGUACCUAGUGGAGCCACACACAUGCAGGAAGGAUUUAAAAAGGCAAAUGAGCAGAUUCAACGAGCUAACUCAAGAGGCAGCAGCGCUUCCAGCCUGAUUAUCUCUCUGACCACUGGACCACUGCUGCCAAGGACAGUACGAGCAACUAAGUUUGAAGCUGACAAAGCUCGGCGUAUGGGGGCCAAGGUUUACGGCCUGGGCAUGAAAGACUAUAAGAAAGGCCAGCUGCAUGAUAUUUUACAAAGAAAAGACCAAAUGUAUGGGAUAGAAGAAUUCCAGUCCCUGGAAAAGCUUGCUGCCUCGCUGGUGGAAAAUUCCUGCAUGGAAGUGACGGCUGGGGACACUUACUUUGUCUGUUUAGGAGAAGCCUACGAAGUGACAUUUUUUACAUCUGACCUAGAUCAACAAAGAAAGGAUGAAAUUGUUUGCAGAUAUGAGUUCGGCUUCAGCGAAGUCUAUGAUAAAGCAGCCACCUUUGUGAAUCAAGAAAAAUUAAUUUGCCCAGGACAUACAUUUGACAAGGCUGGACAGGAGGUCUCAAUUGAUUACAGCCUGGACAAUGGUGUCACCUUCACAGGCGAAGACAUGAAAAUUGCCAGCAGGGACUGUGUGAAUGACAAGCAGGAGACUGUCCCAACUACAACCAGAGUGACCACAGUGCCUACCACGGUCAGGACCAGGAGGACGACAACAAGGAGGAUGACAACGAAGACCACAGUGCCUACCACUGUCAGGACCAGGAGGACGACAACGAAGACCACAGUGCCUACCACUGACCAGGAGGACGACAACAAUGACAACGAAGACCACAGUGCCUACCACUGUCAGUACCAGGAGGACGACAACAAUGACAACGAAGACCACAGUGCCUACCACUGUCAGUACCAGGAGGACGACAACGAUGACAACGAAGACCACAGUGCCUACCACUGUCAGGACCAGGAGGACGACAACGAUGACAACGAAGACCACAGUGCCUACCACUGUCAGUACCAGGAGGACGACAACGAAGACCACAGUGCCUACCACUGUCAGUACCAGGAGGACGACAAUGAAGACCACAGUGCCUACCACUGUCAGUACCAGGAGGACGACAACGAAGACCACAGUGCCUACCACUGUCAGGACCAGGAGGACGACAACAAGGACGACGACAACAACGAUGACAAUGAAGACCACAGUGCCUACCACUGUCACCAUGACAACAACUACCGUGACAACUGUUGCCACAACAACCACAGUGACUACAGUUGUCACAACAACCACAGUGACUACAGUUGUCACAACAACCACAGUGACUACAGUUGUCACAACAACCACAGUGACUACAGUUAUCACCCAGAGCACAAUUCCCAACAAUCCUCUCUUGUACCCUACACUCAUCCCGUCCCUGGUCGUGAUACCGUUGCUGCUUGUCUGCAUCUGCUGCUGCAAGAGGAUCGUCAAGGAGCCACCACCAGCCCAGAAACCAGAAAAAAAGCCAUGCCCUGUACAGACCAGGGUGAUUGUCUCCUGCUGUGGGUGCCAAGAAGACAGGAUGAAACAGAUGGAGGGAAAACUGGAUACUUUUUAUGACUUUGUCCAGCGCUGCAGCCAGCUGCCAUUGAUGUGGUGUCCACCCAGGGACAUGGGGAGGUGCAUCAACUUCACCUUAAUGAAUCCCCACUGCACACAAAUGUUCUGCGGCCCAAAGAUCUGCCUUCAACCCAGCCAGGAGUGCUUCCCCCUCAGUAGCUGCUGUUCACAUGGUCAACAUCUCCCACCCAUAUGCUCUCAGUCACUCUCCAGGAUGCUGCCGCUGAUCCCUCGUACUGCCUGGAAGCUCUGCAGAAGUACUUUGUCACUCCCACCCCCGUAGCCCAACAUCUAAAGCACCAAAACACAAAAUUGUUAAGAGCCCCUUUUGUACUGAAUUGGACACAUAUAUUGUGUUUGGGUUUCCAGUCAAAAGGAGUUGGGAUUUGUUGUUGAUUAGCAAGAGAGUUUGUUACCUGGUGAGCACUGCUCCACUGUAUGAGAUGCAGCUAUACUGCUCCUGCCAGAACAAAGCACCCUGGUGUCCUGUGGAUGUAGACAUGAUGAGUCUCAUUCCCCACAGACAGGUCUUCAUCUGUCACCAUGGGUUGAGAUACGUGGGGUUUUAGCCAAAAUAUGCUCUUUCCAAAAAGCCCAAAAUAUCUUUGAUGUAUGAA
Messenger RNA from Orcinus orca (killer whale), 2564 nucleotides. Its product is annotated as anthrax toxin receptor-like. Lineage: Eukaryota; Metazoa; Chordata; Mammalia; Artiodactyla; Delphinidae. The record is from RefSeq and is a predicted model, not a curated record. Gene Ontology annotation, cellular component: membrane. The coding region runs from base 7 to 1947 and encodes 646 amino acids. Gene Ontology annotation, molecular function: signaling receptor activity. The transcript has 18 exons.